Zootermopsis nevadensis is the source of this 4712-nucleotide messenger RNA. RefSeq names its product Nucleolar complex protein 3 (gene Noc3). The record is from RefSeq and is a predicted model, not a curated record. Gene Ontology annotation, molecular function: chromatin binding. Gene Ontology annotation, biological process: DNA replication initiation. Gene Ontology annotation, cellular component: nucleolus. Lineage: Eukaryota; Metazoa; Arthropoda; Insecta; Blattodea; Termopsidae.
UUUUAUAAUCCUUGCCAAGGAAUUAUUAUUAUUAUUAUUAUCUGUGAUAUUGUGUUGCACGAGGAACGUUUGAUUUAUUUCAGUGUUUUAUAUCAUAUUAUUUGUGUCUUUUGAAUCGUAGGCUUAAGAUGCCUCUGAAACGGGGGAAGAUUCGGAUGAGCACAGUAAAGCGAAGCAACUUGAGGCACACAAAACUUAGUAAGCAGGGUAAACUAAAACAGAGGCGGCAUAAGAAGAAGUCAGCAGUGUUACACAAAAGAAACAAUGAUGUACAAUGCAAACCAAAUCCUGUAGAAGAGGAAGAAGAAAGUGACCAUGGAGAAGAGCUGUUGCAGAUGGUGGAGAAGGAUGACAUAGAUUUUCUACAGAAUGCCGUUGCUAGCCACAGCUACUCACUGUUGAAUCAUAUUCGCUUCACAGAAAACAAGCAAAAGGAUCAUAAAAGGAAGAGAGACACAGUUGAAGAAGAUGGAAUGAAUGUGGAGAAACAUUAUGAGGAAAGUGUUCCUGAGUUAGAACCAAAGAGGACAAAACAUCUGUUACCAAUCAAAACUAAAAGAGGAUUGCUUUAUCGUUCUGUUGCAGAGGAUCUUAGUGAAGAUGAACCAGAGCCAGCAAAGGUAGAAGUUAUAGAAAACAUUGAUUCCAAACCUGAAGAAACUGACAGUGAUGCUGAACUGGAGAAUGAGCUUAAGGUUGUGGGAAGUGAUCUUAUUGAUCCCAGCCGACCAGUCAGCACAGCAGAAUUGCUGGCAUCUCGUGAAGAGGCUCUGCGUAAACGCCGACUUCUCAUAGGUGUUCUCGCUAGUGGCUUACUGGAAAAUCCACAAAUGAAGACCAAGAACUUCAAACGACUGUUAGAUAUGAUGAAUGAACAGGCAGCAGAAUUGAGAAUUACGGUCUGCAAGUUGGUGACAGUGUCCUUGCUGGAGGUCUUCAAAGAUGUUAUUCCGUCAUACCAGAUCAAGCAUCAAGACAACUCAGGAGUGAAAUUGAAGAAAGAAACGCUGAAAUUGCAGGGAUUUGAAAAGGCAUUACUUAGUUCAUACAAAAUCUAUCUACAGAGAAUGGAGAAAUUGGUGUCAGUGCUGAAUAAUAAACAUGGAAACAGCAAAGUAGCUUCACAGCAAUCACUGAGGUUGGGAGAGUUAGCACUCACUUGCAUGUGUGAUCUGCUGGUGGCACAUCCGUACUUCAACUAUUCUCAUAACCUGGUACAGAUGUUAGUUCCAUACCUGAAUCAUCCUCUGCUAUCUGUGCGUCAGCUGUGUGCCAACUCCAUCUGUACUGUAUUCAGAAAUGAUAAGAGGGGAGAAAUAUCUCUUGAGAUUGUACGUCAUAUCAAUCGUCUUGUGAAGUCACGUUCACAUUCUGUUCACUCUGAAGUUUUGAAUGUUCUUCUAUCACUACGUAUCAAGGAGAUCAAUCUUGAAAAGGAAAAGGAGUAUGAAUUAAAGCAAAAGACUUUUAUGAAACAUAAACAAAAGCUUCUUGCAAUGUCCAAGAAAGAGCGAAAGAGAAGCAAGAAACUAGAAGCACUUGAGAAGGAACUAUUGGAGACAAAAGCAGAGGAGAAUAAGCAAGCCAAGCAACAGCACCUUACAGAAGUCACCAAACUGGUGUUCACCAUUUACUUCCGUGUACUGAAGAAAGCACCCUCUUCUAAGAUAUUGAGCAUCACACUUGAGGGACUCGCAUGUUAUGCUCAUUGCAUCAACUUGGAGUUUUAUCAAGACAUUGUGAAUGUAUUGAACCAGUUACUGGAACAUGAGCAACUAGGUUGUCGAGAACAGUUGCACUGCAUCCAAACAGUUUUCACCAUCCUCUCAGGCCAAGGGGAGGUUCUGAACAUUGAUCCAUUCCGUUUCUACGUUCACUUGUACCGCAAUCUUCUUUCAGUUCAUGCAGGUGUGAGUCAUAAAGACCUUCCAACUGUAUUGAAGACACUAGAUUUAGCUGUGAUCCAGCGGCAUAAAAGGCUUUCCCAACAGCGUAUAUUUUCAUUUACAAAGCGACUCGCAACAUUGGCUUUGCAGUUGUUACACAAUGGCUCCAUUAGUUGCCUUGGAAUGAUAAGGACCAUUAUUCAGGUGCAUAGAUCUGUGGACAUAUUGCUGGACCCAGACUCAUCUGUUGGACAAGGGAUGUAUUUCCCAGAGUUGGAUGACCCUGAAUAUUGCAACGCUAGCAACACAGCCCUCUGGGAACUGAUUGCACUACAGCGCCACUAUCAUCCAACUGUAAGGAAGUUUGCCCACAAUGUCCUGCUCAGUGUCCCAGCAACAGGUGACGGCUGUCUAGCACCAGAACUUACCAAAUUGUCUGCAGAAGAACUGUACAAUGAAUUUAAUCCAUCAGAAAUGGCAUUUCAACCCCCAGUGCCUGUUCCCAAGAAAGUUGAACCCAAAGCCAAGCCUCCAUUUAAUUUCUGCUUCCGGAAUGAAGCUCUGUCCAGCUAUGUGAAGAAAGUCUCGGAGAGUAAUGUAGAAGAGACAGUAGAUUUUAGCCUGUUUAAUUUCAAUGCAAAUAUAUGAUUGCUGGCUUUUGGUAGUAUUAUUGAUUUCUUGUUACACAGGUAUUACAGUAAACUCUUGGUUAUCUGUGGACCUAGCUGGUUCAGCGUGGAGAAUUGGUGCUAGAAUUUGCUGAAGAUCAUAGAGUAGGGAUCGAGUGAUUGUGUCUGAAAUGAUGCUACCAGGCUGACCUUCUCAGAGUUCUUACUGAUGAAGACAACAACAUAAUGGCAUUAUGGGAAAAAAUUAUAAUGUUGGGCACUAUAAAUGGCAUAUUUCAGGCAUGGUCUUCUGUGAACCUUGGGAUGCUGGUUUGAUCAUAUAAAAAACCUUCAUAAUUUAGAUCUAGAAGAUGAUGUUUUGCAAGGUUUUCCUAAUGAAGAAAUCAGAAGUCCAAAGUUCUUGAUGUGGUGUGUUCUAAGAGAAGUUUUGAAAAUGCCAAUAAAGAUAGCAUUGAAGAAUUGCUACAGUGUGCAUUUUGUGAGCUUCCAGCACAUGACACAGACAUUGUCAAUGCUGCAAUGAAACAAUGGGAGGAGAAGGCAUGGGGAGGACUAGAGUGAAAUUCAUACUGUCCUCGCUGAGCUGGCCUUAGGACAUGAUUUAUACAGGUGACUUAGCAUAGUUAGGACUGAAAUAUAGGAAUGUCUGGAGUGCAUAUACCAACAGCAAUGUGCAAUACCUGCAUAGAUAACAGGAAACCCUGAAUUAAAACUAAUAAUGAUGAUAAUAAUGCACAAAUUAUUUUUUAUAUGAAACUAAGAUAAGUGCUCAGAUAUGAAUUUUUGCUCCAUAUGUCUGCUGGCAAUUUGUUCUAUAUAAGCACAGGUGUUUUUUUAUUAGUUACUAAAAAAAUAUAUAUGUGUAUAUAUGAUACCAAAACAAGCAUCUGAUUAUCUCUUCAAUAUUUAAGACUAUUCCAAAAAUAUAAAUAUCAAUUUUCAUCUGUAUAAACCUUUGCCUGUCCUGACAAAGACUGGCUUGACUGUGAAAAAUUGGAUUGGACACCACAUAGUUUUGUAGAUAGUCACUAAUGUUUUGAUGAAACCUGUUUCCUACAUCUUUAGGAUAAAAUACAGGGGCAAUAAUUUCAGCAGAAACAUUGGUAACCACAAGGCAACGCAGUGUCUCAAGCCAGACCACAAUCCCCGUUUUGUGUUGUAAACAGUGUCAAACUUACUAUUUUCUGGUUUAAUUGAAGUGUUGGGGUCAGCAUCUGGCUUCUCUGAUUCUCGGAUGAUUUCAACUGUUUCUGUACUUUAGAUUUAUCUAUAGAACCAUAAAUGUGGUUCAAUAUACUGUCACAAAGUUUUUCCAGGACCUUCACCCCCAAACCAUCCACUUCAAGAACUGCAUCUAAUGUGCAAAACUGGCCUCGUUUAUACCGGAACUGUUGCAAGCUAUUUAUACAACCUUUGCCAAAAUCAAACCUAAAACAGUAAAUGUGAGUUUAUUGGUUUUAAUUAAUAUGAGAAUGAUGUGCUUAUGUAACUCAAAAGGUAUGGAGAAUUCAAGUUGUGGGAAUUUUCACUUGCUGUUAAUAAAAUUAGAGAAUUAAGACAAAUACACAUAUACAUUUGAGAUCACUUAUAAAAUUUCUCUGGGCUUUAUUGCGAUAGCCAUAGAAUUCUGAAUCUUUCACACAUCUGUAAAAGUUUGUUCAUGUUAUUCACUGCUGUGUCUUUCAGUUCAAUAAUGUAUGCCACUGACUAACCAAACAACACAAAAAUUUGCCCACACACCUGAAGAUGGCACUCACUAGACCGAAACAUGCAGUUGAUAAAAUGAAAGCAUGCAUUUGGAAACAAAGAUUACUGAUGUGUGGGCGGAUAUUGUAUCAUUGGUUCAAACAACAAAAUUUGUCAUUUGUGACUAAUGGCGUACCAUGGUCACAACUUUGAAAGGCACAAUCAAAAAAUGGUUUAUUGUUUAACAUACAGAGUAUGAAAAGUAAUAUGUAUAGUGGAAAUGCAUGUUACUCCUAUUUAAUCUGCGUUAUAAUGAAGUGCACAUUUACAUUUCUACUGUGGCAUGUAGAGGUUACGGCAUGAACUCCACAAUAUGAUAACGCGUUUCAUUUCCCGCUCCGUUCCUUAAACGGCGCCAAGCCAUUCCGUCAUCUUACCCCACCCCAAAUACCAUAUUUUAUGUAGGCAACACUGUAAAGCCAUUUAAAAUAAACAAAUAUUUUGCUUAAUA